AUGUGGUGGCUAUUUAGCAUAUUUUUCAGCUCCAUCUUCCUCUUCACCAUCGUUCUGUCAAUACCCGUCGCCUUCGAUGUCGGUGGCCGUGAUAGUGGGCUGGCGUAUAGCCUGUCUCUCUUCAUCUAUUACCUCGUCUACUCCGCAAUCCGCAUUGUGACCCCGAGCAAGUCACGCCUCGGCUCGACCAUCUCCAACCUCCUCCGACUGUCGCAGUGGGUUGUCAUCCCAUCGCUUCUCAUUUGGGCCUUGAGUCAGUUUGCCGUCGAUGCGGGAAGCACAAACUGGGUCGAGAGGACGUUGGGCGGCAUCUUCCAAUCCAAGAGCGCAAGUUGGACUGAGUGGAUGUUUGGCAAAAAUGGCGUGCUGGAGACGGUCAUGCUGGGUAGCUGGGACAAUGUCCUUCGAUAUUCCGGUCCCGUGUUCCAGCUCCUCGAGGGCUUUUGCACGCUUCUCGUGAUUCAGGCAGCCGGUCAAAUUACUCGUUGGCUUGUGAACAGAGGCAGAAGUGACACCUGGGUGAUCAUUCUGUUGGCCUUUUCCGGCACCAUCAUCGCAAGUGCCGUAUACUUUCUUUGGCGGGUUGCACAGUUUCCGCGAAUUAGCAACCUGGAUGCAACACUUAUCGGCGUAACCAUGACUACAGCAGUGUUCCUUUGUGCCUACGGCAUCGGAAGCGGCCGAGGUAAUCCUAUUGAGAGCUCUCUACUGUUUGCUUACGUGGUACUGUGUGUCUACCAAAUUUUUACCGACUACCUACCGUCUGAAGAAGUCGAGGACCAGGCUUCGUCACAACCCGAGAUUCCACCACUGCCGCCGGUUAUUAUGGCAUCCUAUUCAACCCUUCUACACAUUCUAGGCUCGCUUCCGUCGGCUAUCCACUCCUCUCUGGCCCUUUUGUACGCCGCUUUCCAGACUAUUACGCCGUCAGUCAUCAUUUCCCUGACAUAUCGACUCUUUGUCUUUUAUUCAGCGACGAGAAUCAUUCCCUCGGUGCGGGAUCUCGGUGCACGUGCACUUAUGCAGGAUCCGGAUUUUGAGGAUGCAGAAACAGCCAACAAGGUUCUUGGGUUCCUGAGCUGGUUCUCGCCGUCCAUACUGGUGUCGGUGUAUACGAGCUUGCUGCUGCAACACUUUUCAACCAGUGACGGCCCCGAUGGCUGGACCCUCAGGGGUGGUGAUGUUGGUGGCAGCACGUGGAGAUGGAUCAAUGUCGGCUUGACUAUGGUCCUUUACGGCGUGGAGCUGUACCUUGGUACGGAAGAGUCUGAUCACUGGAAAGUCGACUAA
Molecule: messenger RNA, 1290 nt
Organism: Metarhizium brunneum ARSEF 3297
Lineage: Eukaryota; Fungi; Ascomycota; Sordariomycetes; Hypocreales; Clavicipitaceae
Biological process (GO): endoplasmic reticulum inheritance
Cellular component (GO): endoplasmic reticulum membrane; cortical endoplasmic reticulum; perinuclear endoplasmic reticulum
Source: RefSeq, a predicted model, not a curated record